CCAGGCAAAGUCACAGACAAAUGAUCUAUGCACAUAUAUCUGAGAGAGCAGGAAGGAUGAUGCAUAUUCUGCAUUAAGUGGGUGGAACCUGUCAUCCAACAAGACAUAACUUUUCUAACCAGGAAAGAAGCCCUUUCAAGUGUCACCGUUGACAUUUCUGAGGCAAAGUUUCUUAGCCACGUCUCCAGGUUACAUAUCUACUCCAUUACUGUUGUUAUUCCUGUCUGAGUAACAAAGUUGCAUGCUCUUUUUGGUCUCUUCAACCGUUGCAGAGCCUUUCCAGAGCAGACUUUGCUGUUUUCUCCACUCUACCAGAGAGAGGAUGGCCUCCUUUUCUAUGGAAGACUUUGUAGGCAAUGGUGUUCUGAAAGAGCUGCUCCCAAAGUUGUUGGAAGAAGGAUGGGAUGAUGUGCCAACUUUGAAAAUUAUGGACACUGAGGACAUGGAUGAAAUGAACCUGACAAGGAGACAAAAGAAUGCCCUUGAGAUAAGAACGUACCUGCAUGAUCGUGCUCUGAUGAACUAUGGAGACAGACUAGAAGCCUCUGGGAAAGGUUUGUCAGAACUUCUUGCCCUCAGUAACGCCAAUCUGGCAUCACAGUUUGGGAUGAAGAGAGGUCAUAUAGCUCGUUUCUUGGACAGAACCACUACUUGUACAGAACCUUUUAACAAAUCAGAAGCCUUACCUAUUAGGAAACCUCCAACACCAUCAAGAAGCGACAGCCUUGUCAAAAGUUUUGGGUCUACCACCUCAAGAAAGAUGGCUAGCGUAUCAAGAUAUUCUGCAGCCAGUAUGAUGACUUAUGAAAAAUCCACAGAACAGUCGCUGGCUGAUUUCAAGAUCAAAGAUGGGUACGUCUUUAAAGGGGUGAUUGCUGCAGGGCCAGCUGAUCCUCGAGCAUGUGGCUGUAUAGCUGCUCCACCAGUAGUGGACCAGGUUGCUCCUUAUUCUACCAUUGAGAACAUUACUGUUCAGAAGCUGGCUCCGGAGUAUAAGAUUGGGAUGGAGCGCUUGCUGAAAACCAAGGCACCUCCAAUGAAGGCUUCAGAAUUGUGGCGUGACAAACCAGCGGUUAUCCUCUGUAUUAGACGACCUGGGUACAAGACUUCUGGCGACGGUAUUGGGGGGGUCAUUGUACUUUUUGAUCGAGGUAUGGACUUCUUCAAGGCUCUUGGUGGUGGAAACCUGCUCAAGGACAAGUUCAUAUCAGGAUUUCUCUUCAACCCUCGAGCAAUAGCUAAUUACAAACGAGCAAAAUCCCUGGGACUGCACCAAAACUUCACUGGCGAAGGUGAGAUCAAAGGUGGACUUUUCAUAGUAGAAAGAAAGAGGUCUGGCAUUGCUUACCAGUUUGUUGAGAGGAACUUCGGUGACUGGGCUCCUGUGACAGAAGUAAUUGAGAUCUGUAGAGACUUACAGAACCAGCAGCAAGAGCAAGGAGAGUCAAUCAAAUCUUCACAGGAGUAUGCUUGAGGUGAUCAAUUAUUACAUAUUGAUCAGAGGUCACCAUAUAUUACUGUUGCAUGGGGUUGAACGAUAGCAAUACUUCUAACGUUUGAGGGUUUAUUGUAUUCAGUUAGCACUGUUGUUUUGAUUAGUUUUGACUAAGGAAGAACCUUUUCAGACAAUCAACCAGAAAUUUAAGGAUCAGUUUCCUACAAAAACGCCAAUAAAACUAGGACUGGGAUAAUACAACUAUUUUCUCUGACUAGUAUAACUAAAAAAGGUUCAUUUGUCAACAAUUCCUGGCAGCCAAAAUUUUAGACAUUGC
This is a messenger RNA of Linum tenue, 1772 nucleotides long. The record is from the annotation of a GenBank genome assembly. NCBI's taxonomy places the organism in Eukaryota, Viridiplantae, Streptophyta, Magnoliopsida, Malpighiales, Linaceae.